Sorghum bicolor (sorghum) is the source of this 1386-nucleotide messenger RNA. Its product is annotated as 2-alkenal reductase (NADP(+)-dependent). Gene Ontology annotation, molecular function: 2-alkenal reductase [NAD(P)H] activity. The record is from RefSeq and is a predicted model, not a curated record. The transcript has 5 exons. NCBI's taxonomy places the organism in Eukaryota, Viridiplantae, Streptophyta, Magnoliopsida, Poales, Poaceae. Bases 147 to 1208 code for a protein of 353 amino acids.
CCACACACACCAGAAUAAAUGCGUUCCAACGCAGUGGGGGCGGCGCUGCCUGCCCGCACUCUCCAGGCGUCUGCCGAGCCAUCCCCCACCCAUCUCCAAGGCAAACACACCAGGGAGGCAGGGACUGAGAGCACCAUAUCGGAGCCAUGGCGGCGGCGGCGGCGUCGUCGGCCGACGGGCAGGAGGUGCCCAACAAGCGGGUGAUCCUGAAGCGCUACGUGUCGGGGUUCCCCAGCGAGGACGACAUGGAGGUGGUCACCGGGACGGCGCGCCUCGCCGUGCCGCCGGGGACGGCGGCCAUGGUGGUCAAGAACCUCUACGUCUCGUGCGACCCUUACAUGCGCGGCCGCAUGACCAAGCACGACAGGCCCAGCUACGUCCCGGACUUCGUCGUCGGAGAGGCUUUGGUAAACUUUGGUGUAUGCAAGGUGAUAGCAUCUGGGCAUCCGGAUUUCAAGGUUGGUGAUCUUGUCUGGGGGAUGACCGGAUGGGAGGAGUACACUUUCGUCCCGAAGCCAGAGUCGUUUUUCAAGAUCAAUCACCCUGAACUGCCUCUGUCGUACUACACAGGUGUUCUUGGCAUGCCCGGCCUUACAGCUUGGGCUGGAUUCUUCGAUGUGGGCAAGCCCAAGAAUGGCGACUAUGUCUUCGUCUCAGCAGCAUCAGGCGCCGUUGGUCAGCUUGUUGGUCAGUUUGCUAAGCUCACAGGCUGUUAUGUUGUCGGCAGUGCUGGUUCAGACGAGAAGGUGAGUCUUCUGAAAUCCAAGUUUGGCUUUGAUGAAGCAUUCAACUACAAGAAAGAGCAGGACCUCGAUGCCGCGUUGAGGAGGUACUUCCCAGAGGGCAUUGACAUCUACUUCGAGAACGUGGGCGGCCGCACGCUGGAAGCCGUGCUGUCCAACAUGCGCAACCAUGGGCGGAUCCCGACCUGCGGGAUGAUCUCGCAGUACAACCUGGAGGAGCCAGAGGGCGUGCACAACCUGUUCCAGAUCGUCGCUAAGCGCCUGCGCAUGGAGGGCUUCAUAGUCAUGGACUACUACGGCCAGUACCACAAGUUCGAGCAGGAGAUGGCCGGGUACCUCAAGGAGGGAAAGAUAACCUAUGUUGAGGACAUUGCUGAUGGGCUAGAGAAGGCUCCGGCGGCGCUCAUCGGGCUCUUCACCGGCCGCAACGUCGGCAAGCAACUGGUCGCCGUCGCUCGGGAGUGAGUAUGUCGGUGAGGGCGUGAUAUGUGUCUACCCGGAGAGUUGAGAAUAAUGCCAUAGCGUUGGAGUUCGAUGUGCUGGGAACUGAUGGUUUGUAGACGACUGUAGUGCUUGUAGUUUUAUGCUGCUUGUGUGAAAAGUUUUAGAUUUUCUACUGUUCGUUUCUUUUACUUAUGCUCAA